This is a messenger RNA of Drosophila simulans, 1809 nucleotides long. RefSeq names its product luciferin 4-monooxygenase (gene Acsx2). Gene Ontology annotation, biological process: long-chain fatty acid metabolic process; fatty-acyl-CoA biosynthetic process. The transcript has 2 exons. Gene Ontology annotation, molecular function: long-chain fatty acid-CoA ligase activity. The record is from RefSeq and is a predicted model, not a curated record. Bases 23 to 1651 code for a protein of 542 amino acids. Lineage: Eukaryota; Metazoa; Arthropoda; Insecta; Diptera; Drosophilidae.
CAUAAAACGCGCGUGCAUCACGAUGUUGGACCUCAAUGGCAAUCCAGCGACCAGCUAUGAUCCCGUUCAGAAGGUCUGGAGUGGCUGCAGCCUGCACAGUCUCUACAACGAGGAGCUGACCGUGGGCCAGAUAAUCUUCCGGCAGCUGCAGCGGCAACCUCAAAGGAUAUUUCAGAUCUCGCACACGGAUAAUACCCGGUUAACGCGUUUCCAGAUGCUCCAAAAUGCCGCCAAGAUUGGUUGCUAUCUCCGGGAUCAGGGUUUUAAGAAGGAGACGGAUUUGGUGGGACUUAUGGCACGCAACUCCACGCAUGUGGGUGCCUUGGCCUACGGUUGCUUGUUCAACGGAACUCCAUUUCACGCCGUCAACCCCAAUCUGGAACACAAAACAAUCGCCAGUCUGUACAAGAUCACCAGGCCACGCAUCCUGUGCUGUGAUACUGCGGACUACGAAAAGAUUAAGGACAUAGGAGCCUCGCUGGGAGCUCUGAUCAUCACCGUUAACGGAAAGCUACCGGGUGUAUUAAGUGUGGCGGAUCUGUUGCAGAAUCCCCUUCCCGAUGACUAUGAGCCCGCCCAGUUUCAGCGAGGCGUCGAUCGCACCAUGGCCAUCCUCUGCUCCUCGGGCACCACCGGAACUCCCAAGGCGGUUACCCUCUCAAACAGCCGGAAGCUAUUCGAAAUGCACAGCUAUCUGGGAUCCGAUGAUGUUCAAUAUGCUCCCAGCACUUUGGAUUGGCUAACAGGACUCAUUACCCUGGUCACAGCUGCAGUAUUUGGCACAGUUCGCCUGAUUUCCAGUGAAAUGUUUAGUACGGCACACUUCCUGGACAUUUGUGAGCAGCACGAAGUCUCCUGGACCAUCAUGGCCAAUUCCCAUGUGGCCAUGUUGGCCAAUUGCCCAAAAACCAGUGCUCAAAAACUGAGAAGCCUCAAGCAUCUACUCUUUGCUGGAGGUCAUUGUUUGGUGGCAACCUUAAAGAAGAUGCAGUCCUUCCUGCACGGAUCGGGUAUCCUAAGAAAUGCCUAUGGCUUGACCGAGGUGGGAACACUGGUAUCCUAUAACUACGACACCCAAUCCAAGCCCACAUCUGUGGGCCGCCUGAUGGCAAACAUUCGAGUGAAAAUUGUUGACUCCUCGGGGGAGUUGCAAGGUCCUAAAGGAUUGGGUGAGAUCCUCUGUCACAAUGGGCAACCCUGGAGCGGUUAUGUGGGAAAUCCCCAGGCCACCGCCGAGAUGAGAGAUUCAGCGGGGUGGUACCAUACUGGAGACGUUGGAUACUUCGAUGAUGAUCACUACCUGCACAUCGUGGAGCGCAAGAAGGAUAUGCUCAAAUACCUAGGCAUGAUGUACUAUCCCCACGAAGUGGAGGAAGUAAUCGCCCAGAUGCCAGACGUGGCAGAGGUUUGUGUUUUUGGGAUCUUUCGGGAGACGGAAGGCGAUGCCGCCGCUGCAUCUGUGGUCCUGCGAUCCGGCAGCAAGCUGGAUCCCAAGCACGUGGAGCAGUAUGUGAGGAAAAACGUAUCCGUACAGUUUAAGCAUCUCCACGGUGGCGUUCAGUUCGUUCCACAGCUGGCGAAGAGCGCCAACGGAAAGGUCAAUCGACAGGCCGUGAAGGCGGCCUACUUGAGAGAUGCUACCCAGUCCUAAGUUCAAUUUAUAAUCACAAUCAACAAUUAGUAAGCAAAACCCACGAUGAAGCAACCUUGGACUUCCUUAGCACAUUAGAAUGUUUCACCAUUGUUAUUAUUGUUAAAAAAUAUAAAAUAUUACGAGAUGAUGAGUUCAAUAAAAGUUAAUCUCCCACA